Mugil cephalus (flathead mullet) is the source of this 3406-nucleotide messenger RNA. It is a transcript of the gene noto, whose product is annotated as notochord homeobox. Gene Ontology annotation, biological process: regulation of DNA-templated transcription; central nervous system development; neuron differentiation. Gene Ontology annotation, molecular function: DNA-binding transcription factor activity, RNA polymerase II-specific; DNA binding. The transcript has 3 exons. NCBI's taxonomy places the organism in Eukaryota, Metazoa, Chordata, Actinopteri, Mugiliformes, Mugilidae. Bases 2621 to 3406 code for a protein of 261 amino acids. The record is from RefSeq and is a predicted model, not a curated record.
UUUAAGGUAAAAGAUGAGAGCAGAGAGACACGUUAAACCUUUAACCUCCACACGCAGCAACAACUUUACAGCUUUUCUACAGAGAGACAAUAAAGUUUUAGUUUAAACUGCACAAAGAGGUGGGAAAUAAUUACGUAUAUUUACUCAUAAGUAUAAGUGGAGUCUGUUUUAUGUUAGUUUUACUCAUAUUUUAUAAGAAAACAUUAUUUAACAUGUUCUAAUAUUAAUGCAGAAGUUCAUAAAUUGUCAUAGAAACUUAUAAAUAUAAUAAACACUGGGACAAAUGAAGGAUUUUCUAUUCCAUUCUAUAAAGUCAGAGAAUGAUGAGGCCAUUUCACACAUCUACUUUGACUUUUAAAACACAUUUUCUUUCAUAUUUUCGCUCUUUUAUUUAACCGAAACCUUUAAAUUGUUAAAGUGAACCAUUAAAAUGAGACGUUACCAGAGCAUUGUUAAAGAUAAAAGGCUGAUUGUUGUAUUAAAAGGACUUUAAAUCUGUCAGAGCUGAGUUUUACUGAUGUCGGACAUGAAGGACUGAAGAGCUGUUUCAAGUUUCACGUUUACUCCUUUCACAUCAAAUGUGCAAAAAAUGCAUGUUUAUAUCUGUUGCAUCAUUAACCACGAAUGCAAACAAAGCGUGCAACGAUACAAAUUUGAUCUUUUUGCAUGUUUUUAUAAUUAAUCUCAGAUUAAAUCACUGCUGAUUUUCUAAAAAAUAUUUUUUUAAAGUAAAACAAAUUUGGAAAAAAAAAGAAGCAGCACUGUUCUGCAGAUACUGAGCGACUCAUUGCUGCUGUUGCGUUUCAAGCUUUUGGUGAGAGCCUCAUUUGGGAAGGAUGGCCCACGGAGCUAUUAGAGAGCAGCCCUCAGCUCUCUUUCUCCUCGCGGCCCAUGACUAUGAAAAGAGGCCUCUGUGGCACAAUGGGCAGCGUAUUCCUUGUCUGGCUCCAAUACACAAGGAGAGGCCUGCAGCUCUCUCAUUAGAGAAGACAGAGGUGAAAGUUUUACUGCAAUAUCAGGAAAAACAGAGUCUGCUUCACGGAUCAAGUCCAGGCAGCAGAACUCUGGAGCAGAGCAUGACUGAACACAGCUCCCAGAGCAGAACCUCAGACCUUUAAAUGUUCACAAAACUAAACCUCCUCCACUGCAUUAAAACGUCUGAAAUCCACCUUAAAGCUUUAAAUGUGAAUUAAACGCCUUGUUGGGGCAGAGAUUCUCUCUGGGGUGGGUGGUCCCGGUCCUACAGGCAUCAGAAGGAGCAUCCUUAUUGUUCAGGCCGAGUCGAGAAAGUCUGUGUUUGCCCUCUUCAUUAGACAUUCUAGUGUCAGCUGAGCAGGAUAAAUAAAAGGCACCGCGGUCAAAGGGAAAGGAGCGCUUCGCUGCCGAGUUAAAAUGUGUUUUAACAGUUACUUAAGGCUCGGGAGCAGCUCGCUGCCACUUCCAAAUGAUGGAAAUGAGCCUGGAAAGUUUGCAGAGCUGGCAAUAAUCCGAGUUGAAAGAGAGGAUGUCGUUGUCCUCGGGUAGUGUAAGAAAGCAAAUCACCUCCUUUCAAGAGGCCGCACGGCUUCUCUGAAGAACCCAUAAAAAGAAAAGAAAAAAGGAGUUUGUGACAUUAUUAUACGUGCAAAGAUGAUUUUAAGUGGAAGGCUUUUGUUUGAUUUAUAUAUAUAUGCGAUAAAUAACCGUGCGCUCAGAUUUGGAUGAGUUUUAGGAAUCAAUCAGGGCCUUUCCUCUUUCUGAGCAGCUACAUUCAAAGGAUGGGAUGGAUCAACCUGCAGAUUAACGCAGUGAUUAAGAUUAGCAGAGCCGCAGUUUGGCACCAGAGACACAGCAGCGCGACACCAGAGCCGCUGGAUCUGACGCCUCAAUUACGCGGAGCCGUUACUGCGUUUGAGGAGCGACACCACUGCUGCUAAAAAACACACCGCGCCAAUAGAGAGCAUUGAUUUUAUACAGGAAAAAGAUUACCGACUGUUUACAUACAGGGGCGAGGCUUGAUUUACAGCUGCUCGAGAGAAGAGACACAUGCCGAAGGAACGAGAGGAGACACGUCUUUAGACGGACUGAAGGAACUGGAAAUGUUUUAAAUCAAAUAAGAAACAAAAACCGACACAGUUUCUCCUUAAACUGCACAGAUUAAAGUCUGUCCCCAAUUGUGAGGCGACUUGUUACGCUGCUUAAAUCAUGUGUCCGCCAGCCAGGACUUAAAAGGCUCCAAAUAAGAUGAUUUAGGAACAUCAAGGCUUCCCCAGUGGUAAUGAUUACAUUUGGACUUAAGAUCCAUGGAAGAAUUUGUAGCCCAGUAAAUCUCCUGAGGUCCCUGCCCCCAGCGCUCUUCAAAAGCCUUGUCAUUCAAAGGGUUAGGAUGUUUGACAAUCCCAGCUUGUACUACUCCACCAAUUAAUUGGAUACGUUGUCGGGAUGUUCGUCUCUCUCAUCUGCUACUUAGAAAGACAAAGGGGCGAUGGGGGGGCUGUUGACACCUCUGAGUGCGGCCGGGGUAUAAAUGAGGAGUCUCCGCAGAGAGGGAGCAGCAUUCGUCUCUCAGUUGCACUUGGAACAACAGCGCGUUUCCAGCAAAGACCUUCAAGACUUUACUUUGUAAACUCCAGACUUCAGAAUGCAGGUGCCGAACAGACCGCUCGGAACUUACGGAUACUCGGUGCGUAAUUACGCACCAGGAUCGCUGUACCCGCAGUACCAGGGGGGGCAGUGCCACACCACAACGAAGCCUCCCAGCGGAAAGUCCUUCACCAUCGAGGCUUUGCUCGCGAAACCGGAGGACGCAGCCGGCGACCGGACGAGUCCGAGUCAGUGCGGAGUGAAAUACCAACAGGGAGCAUCUGUUCUGCCCCUCUCUGGACACGGCCUACCGAUGGCACCGGCACCGUACGUCUACUCUCCAAACAUGUUGCACUCAGCGAUCCACACGCAGCCUGGAUACUCUGUGUACUGCUACCCGCCUUUCACCUACCAGUCAACGUGUCGAGGAGCAUUUUACGCACAAGCUUCAAUGUCCAAAGUCAACGCGGGGCUGCACUCGUUCAAAACUAAAGGUGGGAAGUCGAAGAGGAUGCGCACCAGCUUCACCAGCGAGCAGCUGUCCCGGCUGGAGAAGGAGUUCGCACGGCAGCAGUACAUGGUCGGAUCAGAGAGGUUCCUCCUGGCCUCCGCUCUGCAACUGACAGAAGCUCAGGUCAAAGUCUGGUUUCAGAAUCGACGCAUCAAGUGGCGCAAACAGAGUCUGGAGCAGCAGCAGGCCAAGCUCGCUAAACUGGGCCUGGCCGCUCCGCCGAAAAGCCCCGGAUCCCAGGGCCACGGGGACGAAGGCGACGAGGACGAGGAGGAGUUUUCGGACUCGGACGUGGACAUUGACGUUUCUGACGACUCCACUGAUCAGUGCUGA